Messenger RNA from Trifolium pratense (red clover), 1360 nucleotides. Its product is annotated as peroxidase 21. Gene Ontology annotation, molecular function: peroxidase activity; heme binding. The coding region runs from base 14 to 994 and encodes 326 amino acids. The transcript is spliced from 5 exons. The record is from RefSeq and is a predicted model, not a curated record. Gene Ontology annotation, biological process: response to oxidative stress; hydrogen peroxide catabolic process. Lineage: Eukaryota; Viridiplantae; Streptophyta; Magnoliopsida; Fabales; Fabaceae.
AAAUUCACAAGAUAUGGCUAACAAGUCUUGUUCUAAUUAUUCUUUCCUCUUUCUAUUCAUUCUCCUACAUUUUAAUUUGGGGAAAAGCCAGCUACAAGUGAAUUACUACUCCAACAGCUGCCCAAAAGCAGAAGAGAUCAUCAAGCAACAAGUCGCUGAACUAUAUCACCAGCAUGGAGACACAUCCAUUUCAUGGGUUAGAAAUCUCUUCCAUGAUUGUUUAGUCAAGUCAUGCGAUGCAUCCCUUCUUUUAUCGACGGUGCGCGGUGUAGUAUCGGAGCAGACAUCCGGGAGAAGUUUUGGGAUGAGAAAUUUCAAGUAUGUGAAUACCAUCAAAGCUGCUGUUGAGAAAGAAUGUCCUUUGACAGUGUCAUGUGCUGACAUUGUUGCACUUUCUGCUAGAGACGGCAUUACUAUGUUGGGAGGUCCAAACAUUGAAAUGAAAACAGGAAGAAAGGAUAGCAAAGAAAGCUAUUCAACGGUGGUGGAAGAAUUCAUUCCAAACCAUAAUGACUCCAUAUCCUUAGUGCUCUCUCGUUUUCAAGCCAUUGGCGUUGACGCUGAAGCCACUGUUGCUCUUUUAGGAGCACACUCAGUGGGAAGAGUACACUGCAUGAAUUUGGUCCACAGACUAUACCCUACAGUGGACCCAACACUAAACCCAACACAUGCUGCAUACCUAAAACGUAGGUGUCCAACACCAUAUCCAGAUCCAAAAGCUGUCCAAUAUGUGAGGAAUGAUCUAAAAACACCUAUGAUAAUUGACAACAACUACUACAAGAACAUUUUGCAACACAAGGGUCUUCUCACUAUUGAUGAAGAACUAGCCACUGAUCCAAUAACAGCACCUUAUGUACAAAAAAUGGCAGAGGAUAAUGGUUACUUCAAUGAACAAUUCUCAAGGGCUGUUCUUUUGUUGUCUGAGAAUAAUCCUCUUAUUGGAGAUGAUCAAGGUGAAAUUAGAAAGGAUUGUCGCUAUGUCAAUGUCAAAUAGAUAUAGAAUAAGCUAAGCUAGCUAUUAUUAUAUAUAAUAGUUUAUGUCUAUUUGGCAUUGACAUAGCGACAAGUCUUUUUAAUUUUAAAAAUUGCGUACUUAAUUUGCAUUAGAUAUAUGCUAUUACUUUUUUAUGUUAAAAUUAAGUUGUUCACAUAGAUAUAUGUUACUUGAUCAGCCAACAAAGGCAAUAAAAAAUAAUCCACCUUUGAAGUUAAACAGCUUCAAAUGUGAUUUGUAAGGGAAGGUUUGAUCCAUUUGUUAAGGAUUUGACUUAUGUACCAUUUAGUUUGAAUUCAAAUGUUAAUGUUAUUUGACUUGUAAUUUAUUAUUUUGCAUAAUACAAAUAUAUAUAAUUAUAAUUAA